Striga hermonthica is the source of this 777-nucleotide messenger RNA. Lineage: Eukaryota; Viridiplantae; Streptophyta; Magnoliopsida; Lamiales; Orobanchaceae. The record is from the annotation of a GenBank genome assembly.
AUGUGGCUCCCGGACACGUCAGGAGAUAAUGUUCCAGAGGGCAAACGGGCUUCUGUUUUCGGGAUCAUGUCGAGCUUUGCGUCUUCUUCUUUCGUAUUUGGGAAUUUCUCGACUCGUUUUCUAUCUACUUCAGCCACAUUUCAAGUUGCUGCUGCGAUUUCGGUUAGUGCACUGCUCUAUAUGCGAGUGUUUCUUCCUGAGUCCAAUGGCAUUUGCACGAAAGCCUCAGAAAACGGUCGUCUUUUGGAAAAAGGUCCCUCGAAAGAGUCGAGUCUUUUCAAGACUCCGCCUUGUGUGAAUGAUUCCAUUUGCUUGUUGCGGACUAGCCCCACUUUCUCGAAAGCAGCUGUGGUAGCAUUCUUCAUCAAUGUUGCAGGUGUUGGACUCUACGCUUCUUUGAUGGUGCCCUUCUUUUCAACGUACCAAUUCGCGGACCUGAUGAUAAUUGUCGGAAUUGCCGGAACUAUAUCACAGGUAAUCAUAUUUUUUUUUUUUUUGGAUUGCUUGGGCUCCUUGGGUGAGUUUUUUGACCUGUUAACAUGGAAAAAUCAAUAUUUGCAGUUAAGGAGCACUGCCUCGAAACAAACAGGACCGAGUGAGCAGGGAAAGGCUCGAGGUUGUAUUACAGGCAUAUGUUCCUUUUCUAACAUUGUCUCCCCUCUUGCUUUCAGCCCUUUGACAGCAUUGUUUCUAUCGGACAAUGCACCAUUUCACUUUCCUGGAUUCAGCAUUAUGGUCUCGGGCGGCUUAGAUGCUGUAAUAAUAUACGACAUUUAA